UUGCAGAAGUCAAAAAACAAGGUCGCCGACCUGCCCGAGGGUCUGCAAGAGCACGGCAAGGGCAUCCCCGGCAUGAACGCCAGCGGAGGACAGAGCCAGGGCAUCAAGCAGGGUCCCGACGUCGGCCAGGGCGGUCGCUCAACCAAGAACUAA
Molecule: messenger RNA, 153 nt
Organism: Trichoderma citrinoviride
Lineage: Eukaryota; Fungi; Ascomycota; Sordariomycetes; Hypocreales; Hypocreaceae
Exons: 1
Source: RefSeq, a predicted model, not a curated record